AUGAAAAGAAAAAGAAAAUCCCCAGAUUCGGAACCUAUCGCAACACGUGACCUUGACAGCAAUGGCAGCGGGCUGCUGACUCCUCAAGACUCCAUUGUGAGGUCGCGAUCUUCCUCCGUCAUUGACUUGGGGACACCAGAACCACCAGAGAUUCCAGGCCCAAGCAUAUACAACGGAGUUCUCCAGAAGAAAGAAGGAAAGAUCAUCGCCAAGCGAGCAGAAGGUCCAGAAGUGACCACUAUAGACAGCAGGACUAUACCCACUGACGAAAUGCGACGAACCGCUUCCAGGACCGCAGUUGUCCAAGCGGAGAGUGCGAUCCGGGCGGCAUUUCAAGACAAACUCGCAGUGCACGACCCAAGAGGAUUAGUGCGGUUGGAGAACGAUAUUGACUCAAGCACUCCCUCUCUCGACUUCACCUUCAUCCGUGAGUAUGUGUUGGGGAAGGACGUCUCCGGGAUCUCUGAAGACGAAUACAGAGGGUGCACAAAAUGCAAAGCGGACAUGGGCGGAGGCGUUGGCUGCGAAUACUCAACCAAAUGCGACUGCCUGCAGUUUGCUGCGGUCGAUGAGAAAGCCUUGGAACGCACGAAACCGGACACGUACGCCGUUUACAUGGUCGCGAAGGCAGAAGGUGGCGGCAUUGACACAACAGGCCUGCCUAAACGAUUCCCAUACAGAAAGCCAGGUCAAUCUGUACCUCAGACUCUGCUGCCUUUCUACCGCGAAUCCAGACACCCGAUUUAUGAGUGUAACCGCAACUGCAAGUGCGGUCCCAAGUGCAAGACGCGGCUGGUACAGAAAGGCAGAAAGGUGCCGUUAGUCGUGUUCAAGACUCGAAAUCGAGGGUGGGGAGUGUAUUGUGACGAAGAUCUGAUCCAAGGCGAGUUCAUCGACACGUACCUUGGAGAAGUGAUCACAUUUGAGGAGUGUGAGCGCCGAGAGAAUCAGGUGGGGAACAAGUCAAAGGCGAGUUAUCUCUACAGCCUUGACAAAUUUGUUGGCGACCGCACGGCGGAAGGCGAGCCCCUUCGUGAAGAAGACACAUAUGUUGUGGACGGGCAAUACAUGGGCAACGUGACAAGAUUCAUCAAUCACAGCUGUGAACCCAAUUGCCGACAAUACACGGUGUCAUACAAUAAGAACGACCUGCGACUGUUCACGCUGGCCUUCUUUGCGUACGAGGACAUUCCAGCGGGAACAGAACUCACUUUCGACUAUGCAGACAAGGAUGAAGUAGAGCUGGAGGAGGCGAUCAAGGGACGUGAAGCAGCACUGGCGAAUCCGGAAAAUAUUGACAGUAUCCCGUGCAACUGCGGAGCAGCAAAGUGUCGCGGGUACCUUUGGCACUGAGACUGAGUUGGUCGGAGCAUAUUGAAGCGGGAGGCAUUUCCUUUGGAGUGGCAUGCAGCAUCGAACAGAGUGGUACUGACGUAGCAUGGAUCUCAGCAAGCAUGAGCGAGAGAGAUGGACAUGGCUGGCCUUUGGAGCCAGCAUUCCGGAUGGAUUGUCUUUAGUAGGGAAAGAGCAGCGACAAUUGGAAAGUGAAGAUCAUACCGACAUG
Molecule: messenger RNA, 1564 nt
Organism: Pseudocercospora fijiensis CIRAD86
Lineage: Eukaryota; Fungi; Ascomycota; Dothideomycetes; Mycosphaerellales; Mycosphaerellaceae
Exons: 1
Coding region: 1-1353 (450 amino acids)
Cellular component (GO): nucleus
Molecular function (GO): protein binding; histone methyltransferase activity; zinc ion binding
Source: RefSeq, a predicted model, not a curated record